UGGGUAAAACAUAAAAAGGAGUGGUACAUUGGUUGGUGUGAAUUAAAUGAAUCUCUAGUGGGAAUUAACUCUGAAUUUGUUUCGAGAAGGAAAGAUCAAGAGAGUGGCACUCAUCGUGUCUGCUGCAGAGCACGGUUCCAUUUCUCAUCGGCUCAUUCCCUUCGUAAGAAGAAUCAGCGGAGCAGAGGCAGUUGUUGAAAGCAAAGCAAGCAUGAUUCCACGAUUUAGAGUGAAGAACAGCACCGGCUUCAUCAAGCUCUUCAGAUUCACAGCCACCGCCGCCUCGAUGUUCCGCCACCGCUCCUCAGCCCCACUUCCUUGUCUCGAGCCCAAACCCCACGCCGCCGGAUUGAGCCUUUGGUUUUCUCAGAAACGCCACACCUGUAAUUGGAAAGGAGCCUCCGACUACGAUUACAUUAGGGCCGAUGUCAACUGUCCGAGGUGCUCCAAGCAGAUGCCUGUCAUCUUCUCCAAUCGCCCAUUGUCCAUUACGGGCCGCGAGACUGGCGUCUAUCAAGCCCUCAAUCUCUGCCCCAAUUGCAAAACCGCCUUCUAUUUCAGACCCUUCAAGUUGCUUCCUCUGCACGGCACUUUCAUUGAGAUUGGUAGGGUUAAGGGCGCCACGGACUUGGAUAAACCCACCAAACCAGAUUUUCCCACCAUUUCUGGCGGCGGCGGUGCCGAUGCUAACUUGGGUUCGCUCCAAACCGACAGUGUCCAGAAAGGGGAGGCGGAUUUAGGAAGGCAGUUGCUUACUCCCAAGGAAAUUUCUGAGGCGCUGGACAAGUUCAUCAUUGGACAAGAAAAAGCCAAGAAGGUGCUUUCUGUGGCAGUAUACAACCACUAUAAGAGGAUAUCUCAUGCCUCAUUGCAGAAAACGUCAGGGCAAGGAUCUCUGAGUAUUGAAUUGGAUAAUGAUGAUAACGAAAUUGUGGAAUUGGAAAAGAGUAAUGUGUUGCUAAUGGGUCCUACAGGCUCAGGGAAGACAUUACUUGCAAAAACCCUUGCCCGUGUUGUGAAUGUGCCAUUCACCAUUGCUGAUGCUACUGCAUUAACUCAGGCGGGUUAUGUUGGAGAAGAUGUGGAAUCAAUAUUGUACAAGCUCCUCAUGGAUGCAGAGUUCAAUGUAGAAGCAGCUCAACGAGGGAUUGUAUAUAUCGAUGAAGUUGAUAAGAUAACUAAGAAGAAUGAGAGCAUGAACACUGGCAGAGAUGUAUCUGGAGAGGGGGUCCAGCAGGCACUAUUGAAAAUGCUCGAAGGAACUGUAGUAGAUGUUCCUGACAAAGGUGCUCGGAAACAUCCUCGAGGUGAUAGCAUUCAGGACUUAAGUUGCUAUGAUGCAUGGCAGAUGGAUACAAAAAAUAUUCUCUUUAUAUGUGGUGGUGCAUUUGUUGGCUUGGAUAAGUGCAUUUCUGACAGGCAGCAUGACUCUUCAAUUGGCUUUGGAGCACCAGUUCGUGCUAGCAUGAGAGCUGGUGGAUUGACUGAUGCAGUAGUGACAUCUUCAAUACUGGGAUCUGUAGAAAGCAGUGAUCUUGUUACUUAUGGUCUCAUACCCGAAUUUGUUGGACGAUUCCCGAUCUUUGUGAGUUUGUCAGCUUUGGACGAGGAUCAGCUUGUUCAGGUUCUCACAAAACCGAGAAAUGCACUUGGUAAACAGUACAAGAAGAUGUUUGGAAUGAAUGAUGUUAAAUUACAUUUCACCGAGAACGCUUUAAGAAUGAUUGCAAGGAAAGCAAUGAAAAAGAACACUGGUGCUAGGGGAUUAAGAUCCAUUUUAGAAAAUAUUAUGACUGAAGCUAUGUUUGAGGUUCCAGAAACUAGCAGUAUAAAGGCAGUUUUAGUUGAUGAAGAAGCUGUAGGAUCGGUCGACACUGUAGGAUGCGGAGCAAAAGUUCUUUGUGAUGUUGAUGAACUAGAGCGAUAUGCAAAUGGAGGAAUAGUGAGAGAUCUGAAGGGAAAUGGUUUGUUAGCAGAGGGCGAGGGUCGGUUCUCGGAUGGAGUCGAGGUUCCAUCAAUAACUAUGAGAUUGUAGAUGCAUUUUAAAGAGCAUAUAUGUAAAUUUAUUGUGUAAUCAGUAUCACUAGGGAGAAGUACACAAGUAGUUCAUUUAGAGAUCUUAUUUUCAAUAAUCCCUUUAAACCAAACAAAUGUAUAAGGCUAGCCCAUUUAUAAUACAAGUCCAUAUGAGGAAGGGGCAACUACAAGAAUGGUCAAAAUAAAUAGAGUAUUUUAAAAAA
Molecule: messenger RNA, 2240 nt
Organism: Momordica charantia (bitter melon)
Lineage: Eukaryota; Viridiplantae; Streptophyta; Magnoliopsida; Cucurbitales; Cucurbitaceae
Product: ATP-dependent Clp protease
Biological process (GO): protein folding
Cellular component (GO): mitochondrial matrix
Molecular function (GO): ATP-dependent protein folding chaperone; ATP binding; ATP hydrolysis activity
Source: RefSeq, a predicted model, not a curated record